Bombus pascuorum is the source of this 3848-nucleotide messenger RNA. It is a transcript of the gene cos, whose product is annotated as kinesin-like protein costa. The coding region runs from base 367 to 2925 and encodes 852 amino acids. The transcript has a single exon. The record is from RefSeq and is a predicted model, not a curated record. Lineage: Eukaryota; Metazoa; Arthropoda; Insecta; Hymenoptera; Apidae.
CUUGUGUAUUAAUUAUAAGUUGGCACCAGUUUCUGCUAGACAUUUCUGUUAAUUAUUCAAUACAGGACUUUGUAAAAUAUUCUAUAAGUGUUUGAAUACAUUCAACCGAAUUCUAUACACUACUUAGAAUAUAAAAAAAUGUAGCAGUAAUAGUGAAAAUCUUAAACAUAAUUUUGAAACAUGAAAAGUUUCAAAUAGGUUAGAAACGAUGGAAGUAGAUUUGAAACUUGAAUGUUUCAAAUGAUAAAAGAGUGAAAAUAUUUUAGAACAGAAUGGGGUGGUAAUACUAAAUUAUAAAACAUUUAUUCAUGUGAGAGAAUAAAGCUGUAUUUAUUAUGUUAAAUUGUAUAAUAUAAGAUUUCCAAAAUGAUGCAUUAUACACCUUGGAUCCAUCACCAAGCGGUGUUGGACAAUCAUCAGUGUUAUGCACCAUAUAUGACUAAUGUGCCAUCCUAUCCGCACAAUAAUCAUGAACAACAGCAUAUUACAGAAGAAGAAAGUGAACAAACAGGAGAUGAAAUGCACGAUACAAUUACCUCUGCUACAUCAGGAGAGCGCAGUUCUAGUGCUGACAUAUUUAGAUUAGAAUUUGCAGCAGCUCAAUGGUCUAAACUAGUUUCAAAUGCAGAGGGCCUAUUUACUAAGCUCAUGACAAGUAAUAUUUUACCUCAUACAGAACAAGAUCAGAUUGAACAAUGGCUAUGUAUGAAACAAGAGUAUGAAGAAUGCAUUGCUAGUGAUGAUACAGGUAGUUUGCAAGGCUAUACAGAAAAUGCAAGAAGAUCAUUGGAAAGAAUAGAAGAAGUAACUGAAACAGAUGAAAAGACAGAUGAAUCUGUACAUCAAAUGGAAAGAAAAAUUGACUUAAAUUGUUUAUCCAGUUCAGAGAGUGAACUGUCUGAAACUAAUGAUGAUGACGAUGAAGAAGAGGAAGAAGAAGAAGAGCACAGUGAUGUUAGUUCAGAGAACCCAGAUUUUUUAGAAAAAUUGGAUGAAUGUAUGAAUAAACUUAAAAUAGAAACGGAUAAAAUAGUUGAUUCCAAAAGAGACGAGUUCAGAGAAACAAAUAUAGAAAUCAUUCCAUCUAUAACAAGAUCUAUGAAUACUAAUAAUAAUUAUGUCUCUGCAACUAGACCAGUUCCACUUAGAAAUCCAAAUUCCAGGAGGAAUUCAAUGCUUCCUGGUUCUGAAAUGUGUAAUGAAGUGUUAGCCUUUAACGAUAGCCUUAAAUCUAACCAAAAUCAAAUAUUAGAUAAUAAAACAUCAGCAUUUGCUAGUAUAAGAAUCUUAGACAAUCGUGAACCUGAAUCAUUUAUCAAUGAAAAUAUUGCAAUUCAUAAUGACAAUUCACCGGAUUUAUUAAUUGAUGCUUUGAAAACAACAGAAGUGCCCGAACCCAUAAAAGAAUUAAAAACUUUGACAUUAAAUAAUGAGGCAAAACAAACUCAAGUGAAAAAGAUUCAAUCAGAUUUAGAUGGAGCCCAUAAACGUAUAGAAGAGCUACAAACGACUAUUAAAAUUAAAGAAAAAUUCAUUGCAGAUAUGAUAAAAAAUUCAGAUGCACGCGCUAGCGCAAAACAAAAAUUUCAGCGCAAAUGGAGUAAAUUAGAAGAAGAAUAUUAUAAUACAAGAAGCCAACUGGCUCAAGCGGAAAAUGCUUGUAUCUAUAAAGACUCAGAAGAAAAAUCUGCUCAUAAAAAGGAAAUUGAAUUAUAUAAAAACAUGGCCAUCCAUUAUGAGAAAAGAUUAAUGGAUAUUGAAAUGAUAAAGCAAAUUGCAGGUGAUUCUGCUAAAAAAGUACUAGAACUUGAGAGUUCUUUAAAUACAUCUAAAAAGCAAAUGGAGAAAUUGAAGAAACAACUAAAAAAAGAAGAAGAACGUAAGAAACAAUUAGAAGAGGAAUUAGCAGAGGAUCAGAAAAAAAUACGUGAUCUCGAGGAAAAAUAUAACUUAACUGCUUCCAAAUUAAAAGAGAUGCAAUCGGAAAGUGAGGAUGAAAAAAAUAACAGUAAAUCAAAAACCGAUUACUCUGAUAAGAAAAAAAAUUUGUUAGACGUAAGUGCAAGAAUAUCACAUCUUGAUCAUGUUUUAAAAGAAAAAUCCAUGGAUUUGGAAAGAACGGCAGACAUAGAUGAAAAAGAAGCUCUACGUCAUGAAAUUCGAAACCUUCGACGUACUCGAGAUUGUUUAGUAGAUGAGAAAUGCGAUCUGGAUGAAAAGUUUCAAAAAGAGAAAACGUUAUCCACUGUAGAAGAACGAAAAUUAUUAGAAUGUGGAGAAACCAUUGAGGCGAUCGAUGCUAUGAUCGAACACAAAAAUGAGAUGAUUUGUGGACGGAAAGGAUUCGAUGAAAAUCAAUCACAACGUGAGAAAGGGGAAAGAAUGCUAAUGGAGAGGUUGGCGAAACUUUCAGAUGGUGAAAUGAGAACUUUAUUUUAUAAGUAUUUUCUGAAAGUAAUCGAUUUAAAGGAAAGUUCUAAAAAUCUCGAAGUUCAGACAGCUGAAUUAGAAGGUCAUAUAGAGUCCCAAGAAUGGCAGAUACAGACAUUAACAAAUGCUCUAAAACAGACUAAAUUAGAAGCAGAGAGAAGAAUAGUUUUGAUGCAAAGAGAACAUGAGGAAAAACUACACCUCAUGUUUAGGCACUUUGCGGAAGAAACUAGCAGUUCCGGUCAUGAAAGAUUGGAUAAAGAUUCUGAACUUGCGAAAUACAAACGUGAAAAUAGAACUUUGAGAAAACGGCUAGCUGAUGUCGAAGCUCUUUUGAAAGGUCCAACGCCUCCACGUACAGCUAGUCCAGCGAAAAUCUCGCAACAAGGGUUAAAACAAAUUGCACCGAAUAGUCGGCCGACAACCAAAGUAACUAGGCAGCGAAAUAAAUUGAUAAUACAAAAAACCACCGACUGCGAUAAAAGAAAGAAAUGAGUUUUUUUAACAAAAAUAGUCCUUUCUCUGUUUUUCCACAGUUAGCAUUUAUUAUUUACUCAAUAUUUUUUUAUCUUUUGUACAGUAUUUAACUAUUACGUUAUUAACUUAAUUGAACAUACAAACGUUUAUCCAUUAUAGACAUGCAUUUUUUAUUAUUUGAGAACAUAUUCAACCAUUUGUGUGUUGUAUCACAAAUAAUCAUUUUCAGAAAGUAAAAUAUCAGUAAUUUAGUCCAAAUAUGACAGUCAGUGUGUAUAGUUUCAUGGUAUAUUUUUCAAUCCUCUCGUGCAAUUAUCAAUUAAUAUUUAUUAUAUACUCGUAAAAUAAAUUCAAGUUAUAGUAUAUUCAUUAAAUCAAGAAUAUUGAACCUCAAUCAAAAUAGUAUUUGCAUGUUUCCCAGAUCUCAAGAAAAUACGUAUGAUAAGUAAAUAAGUAUCAGAUAUAAUAAAUACGACGGUAUAUUUAUGCUUUAAAGAAAAUAAGGUCCGAAUUAUUAACAAUCAUUUCAAUACUCACUGUAUUUAAUAUAGUAUGAACAUUCUAUAGUAUAUCACUGUAUGUAACACUGUUAGUAACUCAAUUUAUUAUAAUAUCGGUAAAUGUGUUUCACACUUAAUAGUGUAAAAAUAGACAUGAUAUGGAAUAAUUUAUGUAUAAGAUUUGUGCUCAUUGACUUCCGAUAUAUUAUUUAUUGAAAUUUUGUAAAUAUAUUAAUAAUACGUUAAAUACAUCAUUAACCUUUAACCCUCUGAUCCCUCGCUAAAAUAUUAAUGAACAACUUAUUUCUAAUUCACCAUAAAAUCGCUAAAAUUCCAUAUGAAACAUACACGAAAGUUAUUACAAGGACCGAAACGAUUAAUAUCCCUUACACUUUCACAAAAUGAACGCAGUAAAUAAAUAAUCGAUUAUUGAAAACGAAA